Molecule: messenger RNA, 6699 nt
Organism: Coregonus sp. 'balchen'
Lineage: Eukaryota; Metazoa; Chordata; Actinopteri; Salmoniformes; Salmonidae
Source: the annotation of a GenBank genome assembly
GGGUUUGAGGAUCAAAGGCAGACUACGUCCUAUUUAUAGCUCAUCUCAGUCAACUCCAUGGAACGUUGACCCAUGCAAUCCUAGCAUGCCCAGGUGUCCAGAACACACUCAAAGAUAUCAGCAGGCAACCUAUGGUAACCUUUGGCACACAUUCUCUCAGGCCGAGCUAAGCAGCAGCCAGUGUCAGCCUACUUGAUGAGCACCAGUGUGCGCAGAAGGCGAUUGCCAAGUGCCUUUCUAGUUUUAGAUGACGCCCUCCAGCCAAUUCACAAUGAUGUAUUCAAGGCAGAGGAGGCUGGUGGGAGGAGCUAUAGGAGGACAUGCUCAUUGUAAUGACUGGAAUGAAAACAUAUGGAAACCACAUGUUUGACUCUGUUCCAUUUAUUCCAUUCCAUCCAUUACUGUGGUCGUCUGUAGCUCAAUUGGUAGAGCAUGGCGCUUGUAACGCCAGGGUAGUGGGUUCGAUCCCCGGGACCACCCAUACGUAAAAAUGUAUGCGCACAUGACUGUAAGUCGCUUUGUAUAAAAGCGUCUGCUAAAUGGCAUAUUAUAUUAUUAUUAUUAUAUUACAAUGAGUCCAUCCUCCUAUAGCUCCUCCCACCAGCCUCUACUGAUUCCAUGCUAACCUACCAAACAGCCGAAACAACAAAGGUAGGUAGAAACUCCAUACAACUCAGCAAUCUCAGUGUAUCAACUAGUUUUCCAUUUCAGCUGUAUAGCAACAGCCUUCUGACUAUGGUGGCCCUUGCAGGUAUAUUGAAUAUUUAAAGAAGUGGGUGGAGAGAAUGCAGUAAAGAGGCACACCCAGAGAAACAAGAAGAUGUUGGUUACGGCCCGUCUUCGCAUGCUGUUAGACGACGGAUACUACCUUGAGCUGUCUCCCUUCGCUGGAAUGGGCCUGCCCUAUGGAGACAUCCCCUCAGCAGGCUGUGUAACAGGUAGAGAGGGUGCUCUGCUCUGUCAGUGAUGGAUGCUAUUAAUGCAUGCCUAUCACUCAUGUAAAUGUCCAACCUCAAAUUUGGCAGCAAGGGAAAUGUCUUGGUGCAGUGCAUUGUAAUAAUGAAAUAUGUAUAAGUAAGAAUAGGUGUUAUACUCGUCAUAAUGACUUUUCACUUCAUUGGGCACUCUCCACUGUUGCAGGCAUAGGUCAAAUCAACGGGCUGUGGUGUGUGUUUAUUGCUAAUGAUGUCACUGUGAGUGGUGGUACAGCCUACCCCAUCACUGUCAAGAAGCAGCUCAGAGCCCAGGAUGUGGCCAUCCAGAACCGGCUGCCCUGUGUAUACCUGGUGGAUAGUGGAGGUGAUUCCCUCUUCAGGUAUGAACUGGAAUCACUGAGACCAAUACAAAUAAUGAAUGACUCAUAUCAAGAUACAACAGAACACUAAUACUACUGAUGAAAUUAUUUCAUUGACAGUCUGAGAUCUUCCCUGAUAAAAACCAAGGAGGACGUACUUUCUACAGUGAAGCCAUCAUGUCUGCCAUGUCUCAAUUCCUCUAGGUGUCAGUGGUUUGUGGUUCAUGUACAGCCGGCGGUGCAUACAUCCCCACUAUGGCAGAAGAGACAGUGAUGGUACACCGGAUCAGGACGAUAUUUCGGGGGGCAGAUCUCCCUUGGUGAAAGGGGCCACAGGGGAAGAUGUGUCCCCAGUCUGGGUGGGGCCACGCUGGAUGUCAAACUGGUCAGCUCAACAUGCGCACACACACAGGAAUUAAAGGCUCAAUAUGGAACAACCCUUGUGACUGGUUUUGCCUCAAUUCACAGGUAAGAGCUGUUGAUUGUGUGAAGCAUUUACCUAUCCUCCUACAAGAUGCCGUCUAGACUUUUUCUUAAAGGUCAGACUUUUACAACUAACUUCAUUAUAUUUUCAUGCAGUCUUUCAUUGCUUCAUAAAGUACAUGCAUAUUGGAACCUCUUAAAACCUCUAUGUUCAGAUAAUAUAUGAAUUACAUGACACAUUUUUGAAGCAGAAUAUUGAACGAAAGAGCGUCAGCAGAUUAACGUUUAACCCUGUUAAUUUGCAAAUCAGAUUAGUGUGUUCUGACCAAUCAUAUCUUUACUUACCAAAACAAGAGCCAGAUUAAGAUGGGCAAUCUUUUUUAAUGAGAAUGGAGAACACAAGGCAAAAGAAGGAAAAUAAGUCUCUUCAGCCAGCUUUCAUCUGCUUUUACAAAGAGCUUCUCUGAGAGCGGCUCGUUGCCAUGGCAGCUGAAUAUUCUAGAUGCAGAGGGUAUUGCAAUCUUGAUCAGGUGCUGGCGCUCAAACAAUUGAUCAGGAUAACAGAAAUUACUUGAUGAAAAAAGUAAUAAAUCAUGACAAAAAGUUUGCUUUUGUUUGCAUUCUUAAAAACUCCACUAAAAGUAUUUUUUUUUUAUUAUGAAGGCAAUACGUUUUAUUCAAGUGUAAUUGCCUGACUUGUAUGUUUUUCUUCAGGCAUCAGGUUGGCAAUGUGGCGAGCAAUGGGGAGCUAACGCACAACGCAUCAUUGAAAGGCAGCCACUCUGUCCAGCUGUGUGACCAGCGAGACAUUCCCCUGAUAUUUCUACAGAACACCGUCCCAACGCCAGAGCUGACCCUUUCCCUAACCCAGGUAUGGCACUGCAGGCAACCCUGAGCACUCACCACAUAAUAAAACAGCACUUUGUUAUGAAGCACAAAAACUGGUGAAGAGGAGCACAGAGAGGCAUCUCAACAUGCCUUUGUAAACACACAUACACUCCUGUGGAACUCAGCCAGCUCUGUUAUAUAGCACUAUGAUUAGAAUCUGGUCUUGAAUUCAAAACAGCCAUGUCAUCAGAAUGUUUCAUUAGCUGUUAUUUAACAUUUUAGUCAUUUAGCAGACACUGUUAUGCGCUCAGUUCUCACACUCGUUCUUAAACAUGGUUGUGGAAUUUCAUGUCAGUGUCUUAAAAAGGUUAUGCUGGUGUUACUCAUGGAACAGAUCUGUGAGUAUUUAUCCUCUCUCCUGUAGGCAGAGACCAACAGACUAACGGCUCAGGGUUCAAUGAUGUCUGCUGUGUCUCUGUUCCAAAAAUCACAGUCGUCAUUGGGGGAUACCAUGGCCCUGACAGUUAUGCUAUGGUUUGUACAAUAAUGCCAGCAGUAGUCACUGUAUUAAAAUCUGCCUAGUGUCUACACAUCAAUUCCUUUAUAUAUUUAAAAUACUAACUGAACUGGUCCCUCUCUUUUGUGUGUGGUUUUCUUUAUCUAGUGUGGCAGGUCCUUUGACCCAAAAUUCCUAUUCCCAUGGCCUAAUGCCAGAGUAUCCCUGUUAACCCCUGGUCAAUCUGCAGCUCUGGCACAAGAGGAGGAGGACAUUGAGAAGAUCAAUAAGAGGUAAGACACCCAUAGUACUGUAUUUCAUACAGGAAUAUUAUGAAUAUUUGAUUUGUGUGGUUGUAAAUGUCUGAAUGUUUGUUAAUUACACUUCUGGAAAUUGGCCUACAGUGAGGGAAAAAAGUAUUUGAUCCCCUGCUGAUUUUGUACGUUUGCCCACUGACAAAGACAUGAUCAGUCUAUAAUUUUAAUGGUAGGUUUAUUUGAACAGUGAGAGACAGAAUAGCAACAAAAAAAUCCAGAAAAACGCAUGUCAAAAAUGUUAUCAAUUGAUUUGCAUUUUAAUGAGGGAAAUAAGUAUUUGACCCCUCUGCAAAACAUGACUUAGUACUUGGUGGCAAAACCCUUGUUGGCAAUCACAGAGGUCAGACAUUUCUUGUAGUUGGCCACCAGGUUUGCACACAUCUCAGGAGGGAUUUUGUCCCACUCCUCUUUGCAGAUCUUCUCCAAGUCAUUAAGGUUUCGAGGCUGACGUUUGGCAACUCGAACCUUCAGCUACCUCCACAGAUGUUCUAUGGGAUUAAGGUCUGGAGACUGGCUAGGCCACUCCAGGACCUUAAUGUGCUUCUUCUUGAGCCACUCCUUUGUUGCCUUGGCUGUGUGUUUUGGGUCAUUGUGAUGCUGGAAUACCCAUCCACGACCCAUUUUCAAUGCCCUGGCUGAGGGAAGGAGGUUCUCACCCAAGAUUUGACGGUACAUGGCCCCGUCCAUCAUCCCUUAGAUGCGGUGUAGUUGUCCUGUCCCAUUAGCAGAAAAACACCCCCAAAGCAUAAUGUUUCCACCUCCAUGUUUGACGGUGGGGAUGGUGUUCUUGGGGUCAUAGACAGCAUUCCUCUUCCUCCAAACAUGGCGAGUUGAAUUGAUGCCAAAGAGCUCGAUUUUGGUCUCAUCUGACCACAACACUUUCACCCAGUUCUCCUCUGAAUCAUUCAGAUGUUAAUUGGCAAACUUCAGACGGGCCUGUAUAUGUGCUUUCUUGAGCAGGGGGACCUUGCGGGCGCUGCAGGAUUUUAGUCCUUCACGCCGUAGUGUGUUACCAAUUGUUUUCUUGGUGACUAUGGUCCCAGCUGCCUUGAGAUCAUUGACAAGAUCCUCCCGUGUAGUUCUGGGCUGAUUCCUCACCGUUCUCAUGAUUAUUGCAACACCACGAGGUGAGAUCUUGCAUGGAGCCCCAGGCCGAGGAAGAUUGACAGUUAUUUUGUGUUUCUUCCAUUUGCGAAUAAUCGCACCAACUGUUGUCAUCCUUCUCACCAAACUGCUUGGCGAUGGUCUUGUAGCCCAUUCCAGCCUUGUGUAGGUCUACAAUCUUGUCCCUGACAUCCUUGGAGAGCUCUUUGGUCUUGGCCAUGGUGGAGAGUUUGGAAUCUGAUUGAUUGAUUGCUUCUGUGGACAGGUGUCUUUUAUACAGGUAACAAACUGAGAUUAGGAGCACUCCCUUUAAGAGUGUGCUCCUAUUCUCAGCUCGUUACCUGUAUAAAGACACCUGGGAGCCAGAAAUCUUUCUGAUUGAGAGGGGGUCAAAUACUUAUUUCCCUCAUUAAAAUGCAAAUCAAUUUAUAACAUUUUUGACAUGCGUUUUUCUGGAUUUUUGUUGUUGUUAUUCUGUCUCUCACUGUUCAAAUAAACCUACCAUUAAAAUUAUAGACUGAUCAUGUCUUUGUCAGUGGGCAAACGUACAAAAUCAGCAGGGGAUCAAAUACUUUUUUCCCUCACUGUAUAUAGUUAGGGCUACAUUGAAAUGUUUCUUACAGAAGACACUUGGAAGGCAUACACAUAACCAUGGUAGCAAUUAAAAGGGAACCGUUUGGAGAUUAUGGGGAAAUUAUUAGAUGAAAGGUGAAGACACAACAGUUCACCUGACACAAGACGGAAUCCAAACAUUACACUGUUGAUUUUAUGUGCAUUUUACAUUUACUGUACUUUUCACCACAUUUGUUGAUAACGAAAUCUGAAAAUACUCUGGAUACAUUCAGUAACAUGAUCAUAAUAUUAUUGUAAAAUAUGGGGUAGUCACAAAAUAAAACAAAUAAAUGACAAGGGUUUGAGUGAGAGGUCUAACUGGUGUCUCCAAGUGGCUUCACACCUUUCCAAUAUGUACACAGUUCCUAAGUCAUUUCAAGGCACUUUUAUGACUCAAAAGAAGAGUCUUCAACUAUAGGGUGCUUUUUUGAGCUCUCCUAGCUGUGCCAUUGAGGAAUUAGAACAAAAAGACUUGCACCUGCAUCCCUGUCUUUACACAAUUACCUGUUGUUUAUGCAAUCAAAAAACGGUCCAUUAUAUAUCACUAUCUGGGUCAGGUGGGAAUCAUUUGAAAGGUUGUUCUAUUGCCAACAUGACUAGCUAAAUUAUAAAAUACGAUCUUAGUGUUAGGCUUUCACAAAGCAAUUCAGAGAAACAGAUCAUAAUUUUGGUACGCAUAGAAUGGAGUCAUGCAUGCAUUCAGAUGCGUGGUCCACAGGACAUUUUCUUUACAAUACAACAAAGAUAGGCUCAUUCUGUUUAGGACAACCCAGGGUAUAACGCAAUGUCAUUUUAUAACUGUACAUCAAACAUAGUGAUCAUAAAUGUUGACACUGUAUGUAACAUUAGUUUUAUUAUAUGGAAAUGUGAAGUGCGCAUUUGGACUCACGGGGGUUUGACUUGCUUGUAUGACAAAGCGGUAUUUAUUAUAAUCUUCAUCCUUUCAAAAUACAUAGGCCUCGUAAUUUACAGCAGUUCCCCCAUGCAACAAAAUAUUUGCUAAAGUUUCCCAAUUAGCGGGAGGGAUGGGGGCAGCUUCUUGCGGCGCUCAAGUUCAGAAUGGCUGUCAGUCAAAACCCAAUUAGAGCUGUGAAGCGCUGAGCCAGAGCUCUGACGUCAUGUAUAGCAUGUUACUGUGCAGCCACUGCGGUCCAAUCAGUGUCCAAAUCUGCCAUUUUCAACCCGUAUAACGGUUACGAGUGUAAAGGACUACCAGGAGUAUUUAUCCUUUUAGGUUGGAGAAGGAGAGUUCUGCGUUCUUCUCGUCUGGCAGACUCUGGGAUGAUGGAGUGAUUCUUCCCCAGGACACGUGGAAGGUAAAUCUCUGAGAAUCAUACCUGACACUUAUAUAGGUUCACAGAGUCCUGGCUGGAAGCAGCUGUUGAGGUUUUCCAUGGAAAUACCAAAACACUUACAUAAUGGCAUAGUUUAGUUGGCUCUGGCCGUCACAAGACGUUAUGUUGGUUAGGAUUUGCCUUUUAAAAGAUACAGGAUUAAUGAAUGCUACUUAGUAUUUUUUCAUUAAUAACCUACCUAGUGUUGCAAAUAAUUUCGUAGUGGAAAUCGUAAUCAGUUUGCACAUGCCCAUUACAUGUUUUUUUUUUUUUCCCUUUCUCCUCAGGUUU